AUGAUUUUUUCGACAUGGUUAGCGUUACUGGUGGGUGCGAUUGGGGCACUCUUUUUGCUCAAUUAUAUUUACAAUUGGAUUCGGUUUAUGCGACUUAUGGACCGAUUACCAGGACCUAAGCCGCUACCAAUUCUCAGACAUUUAUUGGAUUUAUUUUGCGAACAAGGCGAAUUUUGGAGGAGAUUGAGGAAAUGGAGCAAAGACUAUGGACCUAUGUACAAUCUGGCAGCUAUGCAUUUUCCUUCUGUCAAUAUAUCAGGACCAGAAGAGUUUGAGGUUAUUGCUUCUACAAUGAAGCAUAUUGAGAAGGCAGAUGUCUACUUGUUCUUGAGAAGAUGGUUAGGUGAAGGCCUUCUGACCAGCACAGGUUCACAUUGGCAAACACGCAGAAAAAUUCUGACACCUGCUUUUCAUUUCAGCAUCUUGCAGCAAUUUGUUACAGUAUUCAAUAAGGAAACUGACAGAUUAGUUGAGGUGCUGAAAAAGGAGACGUCAAAACCUUGGACAGACGCCAUGCCACUCAUAUCAGAAUUCACCCUGUAUACGAUUACAGAAACUUCAAUGGGGACGAAGCUGAACAUGCAAAACCAAGAAGACAAAGAUUACGUAUCGAGCAUCUACGAAAUCGGAAAACUCCUAUUCUACAGGAUGUUACGACCUUGGUUGUACGUCUCCCCAAUUUACUACAAUUUGACACCAUUCGGUCUAAAAGAGCGCAAACUGAUCAAAGUCUUGCACAGAUUCACUGACAAAAUAAUAUCUCAAAAAUCCAAGGAUUUUCAGAAAUUUGAUGUACCACAAGAAAAUUACAAUUAUUCGCAAAGGAAGAAGCUGGCGUUUUUGGAUUUGCUGCUCAACGCGAAAAUCAGUGAAGGCAUCAUCGAUGAAAAUGGUAUUCGUGAUGAAGUCAACACUUUCAUGUUCGAAGGCCACGAUACUACCAGUACCUCGAUAUGUUUCACCUUGAUGUUAUUGGCCAAUCACAAAGAUUACCAGGAAAAGGUCUACGAAGAGAUGGUGACCGUCCUGGGCGAAACCAACCAUCCCACCAUACCAGCCCUGAACGAUCUCAAGGUCAUGGAACGCGUGAUCAAAGAGAGCCUGCGCCUCUACCCGAGCGUGCCCUUCAUAGGGCGCACCCUGGAGGAGGACACCCUCAUCAACGGGUACCUGUUGCCCAGGAGGGUGCACGUCAACGUGCACAUCUUCGACAUACACAGGAAUGAGAAGUACUGGCCCGAGCCAGACAGGUUCGAUCCCGACAGGUUUUUGCCAGAGAACUGCGUGGACAGGCAUACGUUCGCCUAUGUGCCCUUCAGCGCUGGGCCCAGGAAUUGCAUAGGACAAAAGUUUGCAAUAUUGGAAAUGAAAGCAGUUUUAUGUGGGAUACUGAGGAAUUUCGAACUUGAUCCGAUUGAUACUCCAGAUUCAGUUGUUUUAGUACCAAGCAUAAUCCUCAGGACACACGACCAGUCCUUGAAAUUGAAAUUCAAAUCAAGGAAUGCUGGAGACAAACGUUGAAAAUGA
This is a messenger RNA of Phaedon cochleariae (mustard beetle), 1527 nucleotides long. The record is from the annotation of a GenBank genome assembly. Lineage: Eukaryota; Metazoa; Arthropoda; Insecta; Coleoptera; Chrysomelidae.